Molecule: messenger RNA, 4538 nt
Organism: Anarrhichthys ocellatus (wolf-eel)
Lineage: Eukaryota; Metazoa; Chordata; Actinopteri; Perciformes; Anarhichadidae
Product: alpha-1A adrenergic receptor
Exons: 2
Coding region: 447-1976 (509 amino acids)
Biological process (GO): positive regulation of MAPK cascade; positive regulation of cytosolic calcium ion concentration; regulation of cardiac muscle contraction
Cellular component (GO): plasma membrane
Molecular function (GO): alpha1-adrenergic receptor activity
Source: RefSeq, a predicted model, not a curated record
CCUCUUCCAAAACGCGCACGGUUGCGUGAAACGUUGCAAACGUUGCCUAUGUUAUUAACGGUUCUUUCUGUAAUUGUGCGUCAUGCGUGCUUAUAGGCUCGCGUUUCGGUACAGUUGGCCAGUAGGCCAGGCUAUCCAAGUAGGCCAACACGGGAGCGCUGUGUGUGGUGCAGAGGGAGGCAGGGGAUGACUGCUGCCCCCCUCACUUCUCCACUGAGCCCUCAGGAGAGUGGAGGGAGGACUGCAUGGGGACUGUACGCUUCACAGUGAACGGGUUUUCUCUGAUGAAGACCUCAGCAGUGAUUUGGAAACAAAAUUGCAAUUACGCAAUGAAGCCAUGCAGACUGAGGACAUUUAGGCACGUUUGUUUAUGUUCAGUGAAGCUCUUUCGUGAGUUGCCGUUACUAGUGAUCUGAAGCCUGCUAUGGAGGACCUCUUGAGUCAAAAUGAGUCUGAGCACUGACAAUGUCACGAACUUGUGGAAAAAUGGUUCCUCGGAACUCGGCGGGAUACCGAACGCGUCCUCCCCGGUCAACUUCGCCAACAGCUCCGGGGGGAACCACACGGAAGUGUACCUCACCCGAGCCAUCCCGCUCGGCUUGGUGCUGGGGGCUUUCAUCGUGUUCGCCAUCGCGGGCAAUAUCCUCGUCAUCCUCUCGGUGGUGUGCAACAGGCACCUGCGGACACCGACAAACUACUUCAUUAUCAACCUGGCCAUCGCCGACCUGCUGCUGGGCACCACGGUGCUGCCGGUGUCCGCCACUCAGGAGAUCUUAGACUACUGGGUCUUCGGCAGGAUCUUCUGUGACAUUUGGGCUGCGGUGGACGUGCUGUGCUGCACCGCGUCCAUCAUGAGUCUGUGCGUAAUAUCCAUCGACCGCUACAUCGGAGUGAGCCACCCGCUCCAGUACCCGAGCAUCGUGACAGAGAAGCGGGCUCUGCUGGCCAUGCUCGGUGUGUGGGUGCUGUCGGUGGUCAUCUCCAUCGGACCUUUGCUCGGGUGGAAGCAGCCGCCGUCGCCGGACGACACGGUCUGCCCCAUCACCGAGGAGCCAUUUUACGCGCUCUUCUCCUCCCUCGGCUCCUUCUACAUCCCGCUCAUCGUUAUUCUGGUCAUGUACUGCCGGGUGUACAUAGUCGCCAAACGGACCACUAAGAACCUGGAAGCCGGUGUGAUGCGCGAGAGGAUGAACUCCGGUGAGCUGACCCUCAGGAUCCACAAGGGUUCUCAGGUGCAGGAGGAGCCCUGCUGUUCGGGCACCGGCAAGGGCCGCGCGCACCAGGCGAGAAGUUCCCUCACGGUAAAACUUCUGAAAUUCUCCCGGGAGAAGAAAGCGGCAAAAACUUUGGGAGUUGUGGUCGGCAUGUUUACGCUUUGUUGGCUGCCCUUCUUCCUCGCCUUACCCAUAGGGUCUUUUAAUGUGAACUUGCGCCCAUCUGAUCUCGUCUUCAAAGUGAUCUUCUGGCUGGGCUACUUCAACAGCUGCCUGAACCCCAUCAUCUACCCCUGCUACAACCGAGAGUUCAAGCUGGCCUUCAUCCGCAUCCUGCGAUGCCAGUGUCACCAGCGUAAGAAUCCCGGCUGGAGAGCCUGCAACUACCGCUCCUCCAACUUCAGCUCCUCCGGACACUCGCGCAAAGGCUCAGCGGAUCACAACUCCAGCUGCUUGAACGGCAGCCAGCGUACUCUGCCCUCCUCAGCCAGCCCGAGCCCCAGCUACCUGAGCAAGGGUCUCCCACCUUGCCCUGAAGGGGAAACGUUAUACAUCUGGGGGGGCACCACCCCAACUCCCUCCACACCAAACCUGCUGCCUGGCAGCCCCGCAGACUGCCAGCAAGGAGCUCUGAGAGGGGCGGUAAGAGGGGGAAACCCAGCUGAGGAGACCACUGGUGGUAUUUUCUCUUUCUCCUUUCGGAAGAAUAGAGACAGGAGAGGGACCGACAAAAACAGCAGGGUGCCUGAUGACAUGGUGUGACUGCUGAGUGUCACUGAGAGUACUAAGUCACAGAGCGUGGAUGUCUGAUUCGACAGGUUAACUGCAUUCACUGUACAUGUUCAUUCAUCGGUGGAUUGUCGCUGUCAUUAGUGCUCAAUGUAAGGUGAUGGUAACUGAGUAUUGUCUAUGCUGCUGUAUCAGAGGUAUUUUGUCCUAUGUAACUGUAUAUGUGGUUGACAUAGACAGGAGAGUUUCUUUCAGUGAACAGUAACGGGUUGAAGAAGGUGUAUGAAAACCACUGUUUAUCGCCCUCUUUGGGACGGAAAGACACCCGUGGGUGCAUUUUGAUUAAACAGAAUAAAUUUGAAGUAAAAAGGACACAUUUUUAGGAACCCAAUACGGUCUUCCUCUGGGUUAAAGCCCCAUGUCUGCCCUGUAAAAAGACUGACAAAGAGCCUGACUCAUGUACAAUGUGUGAUAAGACAAAUGUCUUUCCUGUUGCAGUCACUUGAUAUCUUCAUGGUAUGUUGUGGAAAUAAAGUAUAACCUGGUUUAUCUGCUGUGCGCACAAUCAUGAGAUAUAAUUGUUUGUACGUUUGAUGUUCAAAAAGUUCUGAAUAUCGAUUUGAGAAAUGUGAGUGAUACAUGAAUAAACAUAGAACGUUGAUCAAACGUCGCUUGGAGGCAAACUCUGUAACUUGCACCUUUAAAUGUGAUCAUAGAUAGAUUUUAAAAAAUACUAUCCAGAACUACAAGUGUUAUAAAAAAUAUUUAUUGAAAUCGGGUCGCAAAAUUAUGUUACUGCAAACAAAAUGUAAUUCUAGUAAAUGUAAGCAGAGGAUGUAAUUAGACUUUAAGUCACCUUGCAUAUUGAUCACCUUCAACAACAAAAACAAAUCUGUGCUUCAUUUACAUAGAAGUAAACAUUGGUCAAUCGAAGAAAACAUUCGUACAUUCAUUAGAUUCACAUUGGAAUGUACGUCGUGGUUUGUCUAUAUUUACACUCAAAGCAGACAGGGUUUUCUUUCUUUACCUUCACCUAAUACCUAGCUCUUGCUGCUAAACGCUCCAGCGUGUUCACCAGUUAGUUGCUAACCGUGUCUAACUGUUGGGUUUAUUAGAGCAAUUUCAAUAAAAACUGCUGCGUUUUGGAAACAGGAGCAGCUGGAAACUGUAUGUGGAGUAUGUUGACCCCUUUCUCAUUAUUUUAUCCAUUGUUAAUAAAACAUGUUGCUUAGUGCAGCUUUGAUCAAGUGCUUAUAGUCAACAAUAGAACUUGUUGUAGUUUACACUCAGGAACACCAGUGUACAAUAUCACUGCUGUUAAAUAAUUACUGUAUAUACACUUUAAACAGUUGAUGUCAAACCAUGACACAAUAAAGGUCCCUCUAGCUCAGGCACUGAAAUAUAAAAGAUCACAACCUAGUUCAUUAACGGUGACCAGCUCUGCUGAGACGGGCCUCACCUGGCUACACAGGUCGGCCAGAGGGCAGCCCCAGCUGAGCGGACAGUGUAGGGUCUCUGCUUCGAAGGUGAGUGAAUAUCUUCCUGCUGGCUUCGUGUCCUUUCCUCCACACCGUGUCAAUGAGGCAGCGUGCCCUGUCUGCACUGGUGUUGUUCUCCUGAAGUAUCCAGUUUUUCUCCCCCUCAUUCAAGACACGAUCCUCUAAAAGGUCAUCCAGCAGCUGAUUGAUCAGUUCUCUGGACACUGUCUCCACAAGUUUACACCUCACUUUGGCAAGCUCCUCCUCUAAAAGAGUAACGUGGGAAAGAAUGAAACAACUCAGAUUUUGGACUUUUAAGGUGGUUCAUGAUGCAGACACUAAAAAGUUUAGUUACACUGUGAUACUAGUGUUGCCCGUGUGGAAAUGAAUCCUUAAUCUUACCAUUUAUUUACAAUCUCAAGAUUCAGUGAAGCACACCAUAAGCUAUUACUGUAUUAAUGUUAUUGGUUUUAAACCAUUUAACUGCAUUUUAAAACAUAUCAGUCAUAACAACCACACCAGACUACCGAGAUGUUCAAUGGGCAUGUGAAAGAUCUACGGCAGAUCUUAUCACACUUUAAAAAAGUGUCGUUCUUCUAAUAACUCAUCUUCAGUGUCUUACCAUACAUCACCUAAAUAUCACCAGCAGUGUUUUGAUAGUCAUCUGAAAUAUGAUGCAGAAAAAAUAAAUAUAUUUGGUUGAUUUAGUGGCUUUAUGUAUUGCAUUCAAAACAAAAAAGACACCAACAAGCAUUUCGAGCUAAAUAAGAGUGGCACAUUGGUGCCUUAAAUACACAAUAUCAGAAUAUUAUUCUACAACCACUGACCUUUUCGAAUGGCACAGGUCCACACUGGUCCAGACUCAUGUGUCAGUGUGAGCUGGAUUUGACUGUCUGGACUUUCUGAAAACUUCGAAGAAGUUUGGGUCACUGCCUUCAUAUACGAGCUUCAACUUCUGUGAACAAAAUAUAAAAAUGGAAAAGGAGCAGAAUUAGAGCUUGUGUCAGGCUCAAUAUUUAAAAUGGAUUAGUUAUAUAGAAAUAUAGGGACUGUAUAUUCAUUUUUAAAAAUCAAUUACUGGACAUGCUAUGUUAAAGGAAUAGUCUGACAUUUUGGA